Molecule: messenger RNA, 1122 nt
Organism: Kluyveromyces lactis
Lineage: Eukaryota; Fungi; Ascomycota; Saccharomycetes; Saccharomycetales; Saccharomycetaceae
Gene: RRI1
Product: COP9 signalosome catalytic subunit RRI1
Exons: 1
Coding region: 1-1122 (373 amino acids)
Biological process (GO): protein deneddylation
Cellular component (GO): COP9 signalosome; cytoplasm
Molecular function (GO): protein binding; deNEDDylase activity; metallopeptidase activity
Source: RefSeq, a predicted model, not a curated record
AUGAGCUCCAUAAAAUUUCAUGAGAAAUCCUUGAAAGAAGUCACUCGAUGGAUUCAAGCUAACGAAGACAUCAAUACAGAAACUUCACUUUCCAGUUCUAGUGAUUCAAGCACGACGAUUCCUGUAAUAGACCACCUACCAGCAAGAAUCCCGUAUGCUACCGAUUUGAAACGAAAUCCGUGUCACUUUCAGAAAUGCCUUAUAUCAAGACUUGCUACUACAAAGAUGUUAUCUCAUGCGGUUGAUGGUGGAGAUAUUGAAGUUAUGGGGAUGCUAGUAGGAUACACUAGCAAUGAUAUGAUAGUUGUCAAGGAUUGCUAUUCUUUACCUGUUCAAGGAACUGAAACAAGGGUUAAUGCGCAUAUGGAAUCAUAUGAAUAUAUGGUCCAGUAUUUAGACGCAUUUGUCACAAAAGAAGAUAAGAUAGUGGGCUGGUACCACUCUCAUCCAGGAUAUGGUUGUUGGUUGAGCAAUAUCGACAUCCAAACACAGUCUUUAAAUCAAAAUUACCAAGACCCGUACCUUGCCAUAGUGGUCGAUCCCAAGAAGUCUUUAUCCGGAAACACUUUGGACAUUGGAGCAUUUAGGACACUGCCGUCUAAAGAUAACAACGAGCAUGUUGAUUAUUAUCCACUUAACAUUCAAUUAUAUCAAAACUCACUUGAUGUUAACAUUUCAAAAUUAAAAUUGAAAUUCAAGGUAGAUCCAGCAAUUCAGAACAAUCCUAACGAACCGGAACUAAUGAAAGAGCUACAUGAAUGUGUAGAGAAUUGGUUUCAUGCCAAAAAAGUGAUGAAGUCAACUGUAGGAUUCAAUGCUAUCGGAUCCACCGUGGUUAAUGAAACUGAGAUAGGAAAUGAAGAUUUUACACACGAGAGGUCCAAUUCAAUCUCCUCGACCUCUUCCUUAACCACAAGGCAUACUACUGAUGUAGAAAUGGAUGAUCAAGAGAGUGCUCAAAGUAGUCUUGAUAUACCGGCCAAUGUGAUACCUGGCAUGCAGUUUCAGGAGGCAGAGAUAAAGCAUGAAUACGAACUGAAGAAGAAGAAACUACUCUUAUUGAAGGUUAAGCAAUAUCAAAAGUUAAGGACCUACAGACAACUAUUUAAUGCAUCCGAAUAA